AUGCCGCAUCUUUCCCAUGGCCUUUUUAACAAAGGAUACCAAGUUGAGGUCCUUAAACGAGAAAAAGGUCCCAAUACUUUAACUUACUGUCCAGCUACAGUGCUUCAAUCAAAUAAAAAUCAAGUCUUUAUUGAGUACCAAACCUUGAUUAUUGAAUCAAAUUCAAAUGGUCCAAAACGAAUAAGUGAAUUUGUUGAUUUGGGGUUUGUAAGGCCAAAUCCACCAAGAGGAAAUAACGAGCGCUUUAAGGUGAAUGAUAAUGUUGAUGUUUAUUGUGACAAUGGGUGGCAUAAAGGCACCGUUAAGGAUAUUUUAGAGAAUUCAAUGUAUGUUGUUGGUUUUGAUGGUCAAUAUAGUGAAGGGAUCAUUACUGAACAGUGUGAUUUAAGGCUUCAUCGAGAAUGGAAUGACGGGUCCCUUCUCUGCUUGAUAAGAAAUAUAUCUGAGAUGGAGGUUAAAUCGAGAAAGAUAAGGUUGAAGAUAAAAUACAGCAAGGAAAAAAAAAAAACAGAUAUUGUUGGGAAGGCUGGAGAUAAAAUGCAGCCAAUACUUAGGAAUGGGACUUUGGUGGAGGUCAAAAGUGAUGAAGAAGGGUACGAUGGUGCUUGGUUUGGUGCAAUUAUUGUUGGCUCUGUAGGAAGAAAUGCAUUCUUGGUGCAAUACCUGUACCUUGUCACCGAAGAUGAAACUGCACCCUUGAGAGAAAUAGCGAAUGAACAGAAUAUCAGACCUAACCCACCUGAAGUUCAGGAAGUCAUCAAUUUUAAACUGCAUGAAAUGGUUGAUGCAUGGCACAAUGAGGGGUGGUGGCAUGGUGUGGUCUCGUCAGUGCUGAAUGGGUUUAAGUAUAUGUUCUAUUUCAGCUCUACAGCUGAUGUUAUGGAAUUUGAACAUGCUAGGUUGAGGCCUCAUCAAGAUUGGAUUAAUGGAAAGUGGAUCAAGGGUAAGGAACGGAAUCCAAAACCUAAAUUCGGCAAGGGAACAAAGGUAGAGGUCAAAAGUGAGGAAGUUGGUUUCCAGGGUUCUUGGUACACAGCAACCACUGUGGAAGUGAUGGAGAAUGACAAAUUUCUUGUUCAAUAUGACACCCUUGUAACAGAUGAUGAAACUGAUUCCCUUAGAGAAGAGGCAGUUGAUGCUUGGUAUAAUGAUGGAUGGUGGGUGGGCCGUAUUAUCAAAGUUCAGAAAGAAAUGAAGCACAUAGUGCUCUUCCAGAAUACAGAGGAAUUGGAGUUUGAACAUUGUGAGCUGAGGCCGCAUCAAGAAUGGAUUGAUGGAAAUUGGUUCACCGUUCCAAAGGCAGCCAUCACACAUGUGGCCAAGUUUUGCGAAGUUAUUUUGAAACAGUUUAUGAGCGUCAAGUUUAAUUUGCAUCCUGAAAAUAAAAUCUCUUAA
Dovyalis caffra is the source of this 1395-nucleotide messenger RNA. The record is from the annotation of a GenBank genome assembly. NCBI's taxonomy places the organism in Eukaryota, Viridiplantae, Streptophyta, Magnoliopsida, Malpighiales, Salicaceae.